AUGCAACAUACUAGUGCUGGAGGAGGAUUUUUUUCAAAAAUAAAGGAAAACUAUAGUAGCAAAUUGGCAGGUUUAUCACUAGCUGGAGGACCCUAUGUUGAGAAAGAUGGUUCUUCAGAAGACAGCACACUAAUUCACAAUGCAUUUGUCAAAUACUACGACUCUAAAGGAUUACCAUAUCCCGACUGGUUAGGAGUGAAAACGUUUCAAUCUCAACAACAACAGCAGCAGCAGCAAGGAUAUGGCAGAAAUCAGUACCAACAAGAUUAUUCCCAAUCUAAAUAUCAACCGGUGCGUCAAGACAAUACUUUCAAUAAUAGCUAUGCGACUAGGCAACAGCAGCAGCAGCAGCAAUAUCAACAACAAACGAAUGGCACUAAUAGACCUAACUCAGGUGGGUAUCAUCGUUCUUCAAGUCGAUUACAGGACUUGUACAACAAGUCUCGUCAACAAACUAUACCAGGUCAAGGAUAUAAUACGAGUAACUCUUGGAGUAAUAAUCGUUAG
This is a messenger RNA of Candida dubliniensis CD36, 507 nucleotides long. It is a transcript of the gene MSO1, whose product is annotated as Mso1p. The record is from RefSeq and is a predicted model, not a curated record. The transcript has a single exon. The coding region runs from base 1 to 507 and encodes 168 amino acids. NCBI's taxonomy places the organism in Eukaryota, Fungi, Ascomycota, Pichiomycetes, Serinales, Debaryomycetaceae.